UCUUUUCAUUUCUCUAUGGCUGUGGGAAGGUGGUCCUCCUAGGAGAAAAACACCGUCCGGAAAAGCAAAAAAGUUGCAUGUUUUCGUAAAGUUUCUUCAGCUUCAAAACACAUUAUGAAACUUCGGAAAUGAAACAAAAUUUCGCUAACACAUGAAGUGGAGGAUUGUAAUUGUUUGUCCUCGGGAGUAAAGUUGGGAAACUACGAGUUGAAAAUGGAGAGCCCAGCUGAGUGAGAGUGGGGUGAGGAGGCUGGAUUUGGCAAAGUUGGGAGUCCUGCCCUGAUGCUAACAGGCUAGUUAGCAUGCUAAGACACUUUGUUAUCUCGGAUAAGUAAUGAGAGCUCCCCUCCACUGUUCUCCAGCCUGUGAUUCUGCAGGGGAGCUGCUUUAUCUGUGGCUGCUGACAUUGCAGCUUCCAUCAAUGGAUCGGAGCGUAGAUUAUCUUAUUUUCUGUGGAAGUUCUGCUUGAAUCUUUCUGCGUUUCACCUCAAGGCAUAAACCUGUGUCGGGAACUUCUCUCCCUCCCCUGAUCAAUUAUUUUUGUCCCGCGAGCUUCCAUCCUAGCUGUGCUCAUGCAGUUUUCAAUCAAACAUUCGACAUAUUUCUUCCUCUGAGAUGGGGCCCUGGUUGGUUCUUCGAGGGGCUUGAGGUACCCCCCAGCCUGCCGAUUGCGCAGUGUGUGUGAGACCCGAGGCACAGGGCCAUAAAAGAACACUGUUACAAAAGACAACCAGUGAUACAGUACUUGCUGAUGGAGCCCAGACACACACCGUGCUUGCCCAGAAUAUAUUCAUGAAUUUGGGGAUUUUUUUUUAACCAGACUUAAGUGGAUGUAUCGGGUGUAUUCGUGACUGCUGAUGCCAGCUCGGGACUUGAGUGGGUGUAAUCAGCUUUAUUCAUGAACCCUCUGUCUGAGUGAGGCCACAGCCUGGAUGUUGGAUGCCCUGAGUGUUGAAUCAGCUGUUGCGGUGAUGAAGCAGGGCUCCUGGGGGCCUGUGUGGCUGGCUGGGCAGCGGCCCAAGGUGAUGUGAUGGGGUGCAGGAACAGUAAGGUCCUCCCUGAGCCUCCAGGGGAUGUUCAGUUGGACCUCGUCAAAAAGGUUGAUCCUCCCCAACCUCUUCAGACAGAUAUCUAUAAGCACUUCAUAAGAGGGGAUGGCACUAGGAGCAAGAUGGGCGGGGCCGGUGGAGGGGGCGGGGACAAGGCUGACCCCACCUCCCCAUAUCAGGCCCAGGCCCAAGCUGCAACUCCCACGGCUUCCGCCCAACCCCCUAAGGACCCGUCCGAUCUGUCGGACCCUCAGCGGAAGAAGGUGGCAAAAUACAGAGCCAAAUUCGACCCCAGGGUCACGGCCAAGUACGACAUCAAAGCUCUGAUAGGCCGCGGGAGUUUUAGCCGGGUCGUUCGCGUGGAGCACAAAAGCACGCGGCAGCCAUACGCCAUCAAGAUGAUUGAGACCCGCUACCGAGAGGGGAGGGAGGUGUGCGAGUCAGAGCUGUGUGUCCUGCGCCGCGUCCGUCAUACUAAUAUCAUCCAGCUGAUGGAGGUGUUUGAGACGGCAGAACGUGUGUACAUGGUCAUGGAGUUGGCCACCGGUGGGGAGCUAUUCGACCGCAUCAUCGCACGCGGCUCCUUCACAGAACGUGACGCCACGCGGGUGCUGCAGAUGGUUCUGGAAGGUGUCAAGUACCUCCACACUUUGGGGAUCACCCAUCGAGACCUGAAGCCGGAGAACCUGCUCUACUACCACCCUGGAGCCGAUUCCAAGAUCAUCAUCACCGACUUCGGUCUGGCCAGCAGCAGGAAGAAGGGGGACGAGUGUCUGAUGAAGACCACCUGCGGCACGCCAGAGUACAUCGCCCCUGAGAUCCUGGUAAGGAAGCCCUAUACGAACGCCGUAGACAUGUGGGCGCUGGGGGUGAUCUCGUACAUCCUGCUGAGCGGAACCAUGCCCUUCGAGGACGACAACCGCAUGAGGCUGUACCGGCAGAUCCUCAAGGGGAAGUACAGCUUCUCUGGAGAGGUGACGAGCCCCUUACACUCUUUCUCUAUCUUUUCUCAGACACCACUGCAGACUUCACACACAUUUGGAAUACAUUCCCCACACCGCAUGAGGCUUUGUCAACAGUUUUUCUGGGAAGUUUUGUGAGGUGAAAUGGUUCAAACACACACUUUCCCACACGCAACUUCGCUCCUCACUAAUCAUCUCACACUGAUUUCUAUCUGGUGUACCUUUUACCUUGCCAUACACAUUUGUAUCCUCCUCUCCUAGUCAAUAUUCCCUCACUCUAAUUACGUGUAUGUGUGCACAAUAAUUUAUGCUCUGUGUAUCUAGUCGGGAGAAUGCUGAGUAGUCCAUUCCUUUGCUUCGUAGCGUGGGAUGUUUAUGUUGCCAGUGAGCUUUACAAACGGGGCCCUUGGUUAAUGGUUGCCCCACAUACAGACACUCCAGCGCAAAUAAAAACUGAUCAGUUUUGUAAUAUUUAACGAGGAGCAGUUGAAUAAUUUAUUCUCUUGGAAUGAGUCCAGAUUUGAACUUCUUUUGUAUCUGACAGCUAAGAUAAAGUCCGAUCUGACAAAUGUAAUAAUUGACAUCACUCCAGGGAGCCUAUUUUUGCUGAUGUUG
Messenger RNA from Notothenia coriiceps (black rockcod), 2626 nucleotides. Its product is annotated as serine/threonine-protein kinase H1 homolog. Gene Ontology annotation, biological process: protein phosphorylation. Bases 1031 to 2149 code for a protein of 372 amino acids. The record is from RefSeq and is a predicted model, not a curated record. NCBI's taxonomy places the organism in Eukaryota, Metazoa, Chordata, Actinopteri, Perciformes, Nototheniidae. The transcript is spliced from 3 exons. Gene Ontology annotation, molecular function: ATP binding; protein kinase activity.